CAUCUUAGUAGCAGGCUAUAUGUUGUGUAUAAAAAGUUAAACUUCAUAUUAAGUUAAAGGAAUGUUGUUGAAUGUAUUGAAACCAAAUUAUAUAUAUGUUGAAUUUAUUCAAAGAGAUGUAUACUUAUUAAUGUAAUACGUAAAACAAAAAUAGCAGCGUGUUGGUGUGAUUAUGAAAAUAAACAAAGGGAAACUGGUUAUGAUAUUGCAGUUGCAUUAUAUAAUUUUUAACACGUUCUGAGAAGUAUUGAAACAAGCUAAUUAUUUUUUGUUUCAACUAGAAGAGUUGUAUACAAUAGUUUGAAAUAUUGUGUUCGGCUUGGAUAUACAAACGACUUAAACGUCGUAUAAAAUAAAUAAAUGCUUGGUGGCGAUAGGUAUUUUGGUGUAGACAAAACACAUGUUUGCAUUUACUUGAGAAAAACCGUGUGAACAAUUGAGCUUGGUGGCGUUAUUUGUUUUAAAAAAAGUACAUUACUAAACAUAUAAUCAAAACGCCGUAUUGGAAAAUUACCAAAUAUAUAUAUUGUAUUGAUUGAAUUAUUUCGUGAAGACGAGUCAACAAACUUGGAUGGCUUAUAUCCAAAUCACCAUGGAAACGACACUGUUACUCUUUCUGGUACUGGUGUUGACCGCACAAGGACAGACGAACGUGAACGUGCCUGCGGAAAAGUGCGUGUUCCAGUACGACAUGAGUAACCGCGUUAAGAUAACGUGCGGACACGGGGCGGUGCUACACAUCGUCGACCAGCACGGUACCACCCUGCUCACGGGUGAGACGAGCAACGUCGAGGACACGCCCGUCGUUUUUCAGCUAAACAGGUCCAGUAUUGCUUCUCUAAACGACGAGGCCAAAAGAGCAUCGAAGAAGCUUAUAGAAGCCAACAAGCUUCUCAAGAAAGUAAGGGAGGACCUUUCCGUCCAGAUCACUAAUCUCAUCAACCUUACCAGCCUCCUUCAGAAAGGGGACGAGGAGCUGAAAAACGACUUCAACACCAUCAGACGUCACGAGCUGACGUCACCGCUCGUGCGCGAGGCAAUUAUUGCAGCGCUUCAAAACCAGUACAACUUUCUUCGAAUGGGCCUGUUGUCCCAGAACACCUACCUGAACGAGCUGAUUCGUACUACUUCCCGUCUGACCACAGCUAUCAUGAAGACUACAAGAGGCGCCAAAGGGGUGGGCGAGAUACUGGACCUCCGCGCGGACGCCAUGAACCAGACGUUGUACAACAUCACUAAACUCAUGCCGGGCGGAUUCGGACAUGGUGCGUUCUUUGGAGAAAAUACAGUGUUUUGCCCACAAGAACUUAAGAAGAUCAGCGAUAAAGGCACGAGCGUGGUGUGCGGAGUGGAGCAAGGGCAGAUCAUGGUGGACCCGUAUACGCCUGAUAAAAUCUGGGUCAUGUAUGACUAUGUGAACAUCAAUGAAAUCUCUGAGUAUAACUCUCUGAAAAGUCUAAAGUUUGAACUUGUGGACAAGACGUACAAGCUGCCCUUUUCGUGUGUCGGUACAGGCCAUGUGGUGUUUCGACAGAAACUGUACUGUCAGAAGAUGUUCACAAACAAGAUCGUCAUGUACAGUCUGAAGGACACCCGUUUGUUGAUGGAUAAACAGCUAGAUCACGUGGGAGUCCAGGACACAUAUCCGUACCAAUGUGGGAAAAACACCGAUCUGGAUUUUGCCAUCGACGAGACUGGCCUGUGGCUCAUCUAUGCAACGAACUCCUCCAAAGGCCACAUUGUUAUCAGCAAACUGAACGAAGAUGACAUGUCUUUUGAAAAGACAUGGGUGACCGAUAUUAGGAAGAGAGACGUAGGGAACGCUUUUAUAAUUUGUGGCGUAUUGUACGUAACGGCUUCCUAUGACAAAGUGCCGACGUAUGUGAAAUAUGUGUUUGAUACGAACAACGUCAAAGGAAAUGUGCUUGAGAGCACUGUUCUUCCGUUCCGUAAUGCGGUCAGUGGCGAUUAUGCACGCGUGUAUGCCUUGGACUACAGCCCGUCGGACAAGGCGCUCUACUCAUGGAAUAAUGGCCGCGUGGAAGUAUUCCCUGUUUCGUUUAUCGAUGCAAACGAUCCUUAAGUAGGAGAAAAGAUAGUGUUGCAUUGUUUUGCAGCCAUUGUAUUUAUUUGUAUAAAAUAGAAACAAAUGUUCUAGAAUACAGUUUCAAGGUAACAAUAUUUAUUCAAAUCAUUAUACAAUUUAGUGUUAAACUUUCAAAAUGUGUCAUAAUGAAGUAAACAUUCUGCACGUAAGUACCCUCCCCCCCUAUAUUAAUACUAUUUUUAAGAAAAGUUAAAGAUAAAAGCUUUUAAAAAAUAUAAAUGCAUUUUUAAUCUAAAAAACUCGAUACGUAUCACAUGUAAGUUGUUCGGGUUUUAACAAUUGAUUCCUGCUUCUUAUAGUUGAGCGUAACCGCAUUCGGGCAUGUUUUCCACUGAAGUCUCCAUUAUUACAGGAAAACUUUUUUGUUAAAUUAAAUUGUAAUAUGUUCUCUCGAAUACGUAGACUUGUUUCGUUUAUUAUUUUCUAUUUCUAUAACGUAUGCACAUAAUGGAACGGUGUAAAUAAUGUUUUCAUUUAUAUUGAAGAGUGCAUGUUCAUUUUGCUAAAAUAAUGAAUCAAUAAGUAUUGAGCCUUUUUGCAAAAAAAUCGUUGUUUUCACCUUACGUAUGCAAAGGAGUAAAUACUUUAUUUUAAAGUAUAAAUGUAAGUGUUUCUGUCUUCUAUUUUCUUAGCGUGUGUGCGUGUGAGUUACUAAGCGUGCGUGCGUGGUGUGUGCUUGCGUGUUUUGUAUGUGUGUUUUAAAUAUAGCUGAUUUUUUAAAUUUAUGUAGAUCAAGUCAUAUAUUCUUGUUGUCAUAAACAAUUUUAUACCAUUACAGUGGUAGAAGUUGUAA
Dreissena polymorpha is the source of this 2900-nucleotide messenger RNA. RefSeq lists its product as uncharacterized. Lineage: Eukaryota; Metazoa; Mollusca; Bivalvia; Myida; Dreissenidae. The record is from RefSeq and is a predicted model, not a curated record. The transcript has 5 exons. The coding region runs from base 572 to 2083 and encodes 503 amino acids. Gene Ontology annotation, biological process: signal transduction.